Larimichthys crocea (large yellow croaker) is the source of this 5115-nucleotide messenger RNA. RefSeq names its product choline dehydrogenase (gene chdh). Bases 130 to 1995 code for a protein of 621 amino acids. Gene Ontology annotation, cellular component: mitochondrial inner membrane. The record is from RefSeq and is a predicted model, not a curated record. Gene Ontology annotation, molecular function: choline dehydrogenase activity; flavin adenine dinucleotide binding. The transcript is spliced from 10 exons. NCBI's taxonomy places the organism in Eukaryota, Metazoa, Chordata, Actinopteri, Sciaenidae.
ACGCUCUGUCAGUCUGCGGCUGUUCCGUUAACUCAUAAAUAUAACCCGCUAAGCUCCGCCCACCGACUCCUCGCCUCUUCAGUUUCGGCCAGACUCAGAGUGAAUGAAGAAAACUCUCCCAGAACCAAGAUGUUGUCUUUGGCCCGACGAGUUGUGACUCAAGGGAGAUUUAUGAGGGAUGGCAGAUUCCAGUUCACCUGUUCGCCAGAAUGUCAUUAUGUCCCUACAACCAGAAACUUGGACUGGUCCUUUUCCAUCAGAUGCUUUGGUGCCACCGCUGCUAAUUUGAACGCUUCACCAUCGCCUACAGCCAAUCAGAAAACACCCUCCUACAGUUAUGUCAUUGUUGGUGCGGGCUCAGCGGGCUGUGUUCUUGCCAACCGUCUCAGCGAAGAUGCUCAUGAGUCUGUGAUGCUGCUGGAGGCCGGUCCAAAGGACAUGCUGCUGGGCAGCUUACGACUAUCAUGGAAGAUCCACAUGCCAGCUGCGCUGACCUACAACCUCUGUGAUGACAAGUAUAACUGGUACUACAACACUUUACCUCAGGCCCACAUGGACAACCGGGUCCUAUACUGGCCGAGGGGCCGUGUCUGGGGUGGAUCCUCUUCACUUAACGCCAUGGUAUACAUCCGCGGACAUGCUGAAGACUACAACCGUUGGCAGAGAGAGGGAGCUGAGGGUUGGGAUUACGAGCAUUGUCUGCCUUACUUCAAGAAAGCUCAGUGUCAUGAGCUGGGAGAAAACAGGUAUCGAGGAGGAAGUGGACCUCUUCAUGUGUCUCGAGGGAAGACCAACCAUCCCCUUCACAAGGCAUUUAUUGAGGCAGGGCAGCAAGCAGGAUACCCCUUCACUGAUGACAUGAACGGAUACCAACAAGAGGGGUUGGGAUGGAUGGACAUGACUGUUUAUAAAGGGAAGAGGUGGAGCACAGCCAGUGCCUACCUAAGACCCGUCCUGGGUCGACCCAACCUGAAGACGGAGGUGCGCUGUCUAACCACCAAGAUCCUGUUUGAUGGCAACCGUGCUGUGGGUGUGGAAUACACACAGAAUGGAGAAAAGAAAAGGGUGUAUGCAGAUAAAGAGGUAAUACUGAGUGGAGGAGCCAUCAACUCUCCUCAGCUUCUCAUGUUGUCUGGGGUGGGAAACGCAGAUGACCUAAAACAACUUGACAUCCCCGUAGUUCAGCACUUACCAGGUGUUGGCAGUAACCUGCAGGAUCAUUUGGAGCUUUACAUCCAGCAGCAGUGCACUCAGCCAAUCACCCUGUACAAGGCCCAGAAACCUUUCCACAUGGUCAAGAUUGGCCUGGAGUGGCUCACAGUGUUCACUGGUUAUGGAGCAACAGCCCACUUGGAGAGCGGAGGGUUCAUCCGCAGUCGGCCGCAUGUCUCACACCCAGACAUACAGUUUCACUUCCUGCCCUCGCAAGUCAUCGACCAUGGACGAGUUGCCUCCAAGAUAGAGGCGUAUCAGGUUCAUGUCGGGCCAAUGCGAAGCACCAGUAUUGGCUGGUUGAAGCUAAAGAGUGCCAACCCUCUGGAUCACCCCAUUUUGCAGCCAAACUAUCUCUCCACUGAUAUUGACGUGUUGGAGUUUAGGGAGUGUGUCAAACUCUCCAGAGAGAUUUUCACCCAGAAGGCUUUCGAUGCGUUCCGUGGUCCCGAAGUCCUGCCCGGUUCUCAGGUCCAAUCUGAUGCUGACAUCGAUGCUUUUGUACGCAGAAAAGCUGACAGUGCUUACCACCCAUCCUGCACCUGCAAGAUGGGCUCACCAUCUGACCCCAUGGCAGUUGUCGACUCAAACACCCGCCUUCUGGGUGUGGAGCGGCUGCGCGUUGUCGACGCGUCCAUCAUGCCCAGCAUCGUCAGCGGCAACCUGAACGCUCCGACCAUCAUGAUGGCAGAGAAGGCCGCUGACAUGAUCAGGGGUCGCCCCGCUCUCGUCGACCAAGCGGUUCCCGUAUACCGACCGCCAACAAUCGACACGCAGAGAUGAACAGAGGGUCAGAGGAGCCGUGAGAGUGAGUCAGAAACAGUUCACAAGUCAAUAAGUUACUAGGCAACAACAGCAGUGAACAGUUUAAUGUGAGUUUUAUUUGGCAGUUGGUAGUACAGUUGGUUUACAGUUGAUCGUUUUAUUUUCCAUAAAUUACACGUCUUCAAUCAAAAGCCACGAUUAAACAUGCAGGCUCAUGCAUCAUUAUUCUAAUAUAAUACAAAGCUCAGUUGUGUGCUGGCACUCCCUGAUGACAUAAGAGCUACGAAGGAUGCUGAAAAACUGGAAAGCCACUGUGAAUGUAAUGGAAAUGUUUUCAUCAUAAAAUCUGCAUGUUACUAUGUUCAGUAUGAACAAUGCACCAUACAAACUACAGACUCACAGGACUACCGUGAAUUUAGCCGUAACAUUCUGACAUAAACCUGUUGACGUGACAAUGACUCAGGUUUAUUGCUCAUUUGUCUAAAAGCUGUCCAUCAUCCACCUGCAUUUCUGAAACAGUUUCCCUGUCUGCCUUUUGUAGUUUAUAUCUCUACUUUAAACUACAUUCAGGUAACACUCAUUUCGUUAUCGUUGCUCUUGUUGUCUGACUGAUGAUCAGCAAACCUGCAGUCACAGUAGUAGAUUUUGUUUAGUCUCUUCAGAUGUAUUAUCACCAUGGUAACAUUCCUCUUCCUUCCUGAAAAACUUGCAGCUUCAACAGUUUGACAAAAUACUGGUUUGUGGCACAGAUUUUGAAACGGCAAGAAGAAAAUAAAAAGGGUAAUUUAGCUUUUUGUCUUGUUUUACAGUAAAGUCUAAAGACAGAUAUGCAGGGAGGAUUUGAUGUUUAUGAGUGGUUGUUGAUAGCAACAGACCAACACACCUCUACAUCACUGUAAUUCAUUUCAUUGCCUGCAGACACAGUGUCAGAUGAAGCAGAUAUGGAACUAAUACAGUUUAGUCACAGAUGUGUCAGACACCACCCAGACUUCGAUUUUAUUUUGCUCCGAUCAGGACUCAAACUCAACAUGUCCUGUUUUUUUUAAUCUGGUAGUGCUUUCUCUUUAGUGUACAUCUCACAGUGGUUUGCCUAAAAUAAUAAUAUGAAGUUUCAAGUUUCAAGUUUGUUUGUUUUUCAAACCUGGGGUAAUCCAUCCAUCCAUUAUCUGUAUACGCUUAUCCUCAUCAGGGUCACGUAGGGAUAGAGCCUGUAACGCAGGUUAAAGCCAAGAAAAACUGUACCAGCGUCAUUUUUAACUUUGGUGGGACAGUAAGACAGGUACUUCGAGACUUCAAAAGUGAAACCAUUUUUGUGGUAUUUUGUUGGCAGGAAAUAAAAUGCCUCACAGACAUAUGAACAGAGAAACAUGUUCAAGCCUAUUUUUCCAAGGAACAAGCCAUACUCUCAUGACUUCAUUACAUCCAUCCCACAAGGCCACUAGUCUCAUUUCCGGACAACAGCCACUAUUUCUGCUAAUAAAGACUAGAGGACUUGAGGACAAUAAAAGUCAGCAAACUAACCUGAAGUUGCCUUCUAUAGCAUUGCUUAGAUUUUAGAACACAAUUAUAGUCAAUAGGAACAAUCGUUUUCACAUACAUACAGUACAUACUGUGUGGGGUUCAUCGUGCUGUUGGUUGCUUUGGGUGAUCUUUGCUGUUCACUCAUAAACUAUUCCACAACUUUUAAAUUACUUUUUUGCUUCAACUAGUCUGUUAGUUUAAUCUAAAACAGAAAUAUGUACAGAUUAUAGCUCAAAAUAUCAACUGUCUAAUAUGGAUGCAGUGUUAAAACACUCUUUGUGUUUAAUCUUGUGUGUGUGUUUUCUAAAAGCAUUGUGGAUGUUUACAUAAAAUAUUUUAAAGAUGAAGGCAUGUAUACCUGAUCAGUUGGUGCCUAUAACACAUACAUUAUUUUCUGAUGUCAAUGGAAAUGUCUGUAUUUGCAGUAUGUGAUUAUGAAGUGUGAUCCAGCAUGGACUGAGACACCUUGGUGUCAAUUAGAUUUUAGAAUAAGCUUCACUGAAAAGUAUUCAUUUUGAUUAAAUUCACUUAUUUUUAUGUUAUCAGCUCUAAUGGAAACAGCCAAGUGCUUAAAUGAAUUAUUAUAGUCUUAUCAAGCUUUGCACUACACAUGAAGUAUCUAUCAUUACUGUGACGAUUAUUGUUUACAUUAUAUACAGUGUUGUACAAUAUUACUUGAAUGUUUGAAUCAUUUCUGUCCUAAUGAAGGCUUAACGUAGGUCGUAAAAGGGAAAAUUAUUAUAAAAACCUCUUCCAUCCUUUAUAUUUUAUGGUUGCAUGUGUGUGUGUUUUCUUUCCCUUGAUUGUAAAGAAAACACUUUGAAGCAUCCUGACCUUGUCCAUAUGACUUUAUUCAGUGAUCAUUACAAAAAUCCUCAGCAGGUUCAUUGUCAUUUCAGGCAAAAAUUCAAAUGUACAAAACAGGAUUGUGUUUUCCAUUGGUACAAAAUCUAUAAGAUACUAGUACUUAUGCUACAAAGUAGAUUGAGCUAUAUAUUUUUUUCAUUUUCAUACAACAAAUGGGUAGAAAGCAGAAAUCUUCAAGUUCAUCACUUAACAUUGUACAGAUUUUAUACAUUGUUGUCAUUUCAUCUGUAAAGCAGUGGAACGGUACAAAAAAUAAAGCUGUCAGAUGCACACAAAAAGAUUAGUUUUGUCUGUUUUUUGUCACUACAUUUUUUUUUGAUAAAAGUCCAAUGUACUGUGAAUGAACCAGAGAUGUCUGUUGAUUGUGGCGUUGCUGGCUGUUGUUUCCUGUAUCGAACGUGUUGUAAGUCACACAGACUCAUGAAAUAAAAUCUAGGCUGUAUGAUGUCAUACAACGUUGGCCAAUCAAUGAAACUGAAUGACUACAUCACAACUAUCUAAACUAUCACAGGUUUGAUCCCCGCAACAACCAUAGUCCCUUUAACUGUACAAGACGCUACCCUCGUCGGCUCAGAAAUGUGUUUGAGAGGAAUGUGCAGCAAAUAUUCUGCUUACAGCUUGUGUGUAAUAUGGCUUUGGAAGAGCAUAACCAAUGUUACUAAAACUGUACAACUGAAUCUCUGGCUGUAUUUACACAAAAUGAAGACACCUUUAAAAUGAUCAAAUCAAAUAAAAAACUGAGGUGACUUU